GAAUGUUGAAAUUCUGGAAGCUUUAUUCAGUGACCCAGACAAAUAAAAACAAAAAUACUUCCAAUUGCAUGUCCUUUUAAAACCAGGAAGAAUCACAAUGACACUAUAGGGGAAGAGUGAGAGAGAGAGAGAGAGAGAGAGAGGUAAGAAAGCAAGAGGGUGUGUUCGAGAUGCAACGGUUCAGCAACACAGUGAUCGGAUUCUUGAACUUUUUCAGCCUCUUGGCAUCAAUACCCAUCAUCGGGGCAGGUCUAUGGAUGGCAAGGAGCAGCACAAGUUGUGAAAAUUUUUUCCAAACCCCACUGUUGGUGAUAGGGUUUGUGGUGCUUGUGAUUUCCCUAGCUGGUUUCAUAGGGGCAUGCUUCCAUGUGGCAUGGGCAUUGUGGCUGUACUUGUUCAUCAUGGUCUUCCUCAUUGCUUCCCUGUUUGCUUUGACCAUAUUUGGGUUUGUUGUGACUGAGCAGGGUGGGGGAGUGGAAGUUCCUGCUAGGGCUUACAAGGAGUACCAUCUUCAACGUUAUUCACCAUGGCUCAGGAAUAGGAUCAAGGAUUCUCAGUACUGGAGCACCAUUAGAAGCUGUAUUAUUUCCUCCAACACAUGUUCCAAGCUUUCCGUUUGGACCCCUCUUGAUUACAUGCAGAGGGAUAUGUCCCCCAUUCAGUCCGGGUGUUGCAAACCACCAACAGCGUGCAGUUACAACGAGGAAAGUGUUACAAUAACGCAAGAUCCGGAUUGCUACCGUUGGAACAACGCCCCCACUCUGCUUUGCUACGAUUGCGAGUCUUGCAUGGCCGGUGUGCUGGAAAACAUUAGAAGGGACUGGCACAACAUCUCUGUUCUUAACGUUGUCGUUCUUGUCUUUCUCAUAGGGAUUUAUUCCAUUGCCUGUUGUGCUUUCAGAAACGCCAGAAGAGCUCAAACUGAUUAUCCACAUGGUCACAACCGCAUGACCAAAGUUAAACCCAGAUGGGAUUACUAUUGUUGGAGAUGGUGGUAUAACAAGAAGGAGGAGCUUUUUUGAAUUUAUACACACAACCAUCACUGUGUGUGUUCUUGGUUGAUCAAAAAGCGGGGACAAUUUACUGGUUUCUCGAUGAAUGGCCUAUGUUUUUACAUCAUCCCUUUACUGUACAAAAUCCUGUUGCUUUAUCUCAAAAACAUUAUAACA
This is a messenger RNA of Vigna radiata var. radiata (mung bean), 1169 nucleotides long. RefSeq names its product tetraspanin-6. Lineage: Eukaryota; Viridiplantae; Streptophyta; Magnoliopsida; Fabales; Fabaceae. Gene Ontology annotation, biological process: auxin-activated signaling pathway. The record is from RefSeq and is a predicted model, not a curated record. The coding region runs from base 171 to 1022 and encodes 283 amino acids. Gene Ontology annotation, cellular component: plasmodesma; plasma membrane. The transcript has 3 exons.